Messenger RNA from Ascochyta rabiei, 1029 nucleotides. RefSeq lists its product as uncharacterized. NCBI's taxonomy places the organism in Eukaryota, Fungi, Ascomycota, Dothideomycetes, Pleosporales, Didymellaceae. The record is from RefSeq and is a predicted model, not a curated record. The transcript has 2 exons. Bases 1 to 1029 code for a protein of 342 amino acids.
AUGUUCUUCAAGAGUGUUGUGCUGGGCGGCUUGCUCGCUGCUGGACACGCAGCUGCCCUCAAGCUUGGCGAUGUUAACGGCGUGUUGCGACGAGGCGAGGAUCUGGAGGAGGUACUUCGGCGGGACGCUGGGCUUCUCGCCACUCUCACGCAACGACAAGAUGCAAACGCCGCAGACACCGCCCCUUUAGCUGCAUUGACACCGGCGUCUGGGGAUGCAUCGAAAGCGGAUCUGCAGAAGUGGGAGGAACAGACGCGAGCAGCAUGCAUGAAGACACUGGGAAACCUCAACGGCCAAGCCUCGAAUCCAAGUGGUAUUGCCGUCUGCUACAACGUGCCUUUCCUCGACAAGUCGACCGGUGUCUUCCAAGCCGAGCUCCGAAUGUACAAUGUCUCGGCGCCUGUCGACCCUUGGCAGAGCGUCACUGCUGCCGAAGUCAGUAUGACAUUAUCGUAUCUUGGUGCUACGGUACAGGCCAUGAACAUGAACAAUACGAAGCGGGAGGUCAGCGAAGAACGAGCACGCGCUAGGUGGAGCGACGGAACAUUGGUCAAGCGACAGACAAUUUCCGGCAUGGUCGAAUUGAAGACGCUUAUGUAUGUUGGCAAGAUCAACUCCAAUCUGAUGGGCCCGGCUAUGACACAAGAAGCUCUUCAGCCGCUGCUCGUCCCUCAAAUCGACCUUGCUGCGCGGAACCCUUCCACCAACGCAGACGUCACCACCACGCUCUCUAACAAGGAGGCGAGUUUCGUCAACGGCGUCUUUGCUCAAAAAGCCGAUGCAAACGCACCCUCGAACGCUGAUCCCACCGCCGCAGCAGCAGCUACUUCUGCUGCGUUUCUGGCUGCUCCCUUCGUCGUGCCUGGCACCGCUCUCGCCUUCUUCCCUAUCGGCUUGCUUGUAACAGGUAUCUGGUCCGUGUUCUUUAUCCUCUCAGUUGGCUUGGGCACAUACGGUCGCAUUCAGUUCCGCGACCAGUAUAGGAGACGCAUGAACGCCGAGAAGGCCAGAGGCGUGCGCACAAUCUAA